Molecule: messenger RNA, 2771 nt
Organism: Sclerotinia trifoliorum
Lineage: Eukaryota; Fungi; Ascomycota; Leotiomycetes; Helotiales; Sclerotiniaceae
Source: the annotation of a GenBank genome assembly
CUUUAACAACUUUUUACAAUUUUAGUGGUUUGAUGUGGGAUUCGAGGUCGAAACACGGAUUGUGAAUUGCGGAUUGCGAAUUACGGAUUGCGGAAUAAGAUAGAAGAUAUAAGAAUAGAUAAAUUGCUACAGGGGGUUACGAUACGAUACGAUACGAUACAAUACGAUUCGAUUCGAUAUUUGGUAUUGCCUUUCGAAAAGGAUAAUACUUACACUUGCGCGGGGUCCGGCUUUGAUUUUGUGGUUAUUGUAUUCAGAACGGGUUGUGUAGGUUGGAGGUAUUGGGGGUCAGUUAUUCACGAAAAUACACUACACUACACUACACGCCGUGAACGGUUAUCUGGACGAGGAAUUGCACCAAGGAUUGAAGAAUCAAAAUCAUGGCAACAACGGAAGAGUCACCGAGAUCGCAGAAGAGAGAUUUUGCGGAAUCUUUUGGUUUAAUUGAACCUUUUCAUGUUGAUGAGAAUGAGCGAGCUCAUCUUGAAAAUCCAAACACGCAAGCAGAACCCGACAUUCCCCUUCCAUCCAAAGAAACCGCAGAUAAAUCCGAAUCAAAAACUACAUCCGAAUCUCUGCCCACACCACCUGUUAGCAUACAAUUGAUCAAGCGCGAACGGGAAAGAGAAGUCUCGCCUGCUAGUAGUACGGCUAGUUCUUUGAGUGAUUUGGGAUCGAGGAGUACACCUAGUUUGAGAGGCGUUUCUCCAAUGCUUGGCACGGCUUUUGCGGCUUUGAAUGGAAAUGGAGAUGCGGGUAAGAUGCCUCCGGCUAAGAAACGAGGUUGAUUGAAGUUUGGGGAGAGAAAAAGGAUAAGCAGGUUGAGAUAGAGAGAAGGAAAAGAGGAAGAAGAGAAGAGAAAAAGGAAGGCUGCGAAGGAGGAAAAGAAGAGAUUGAAGGAUGAGGAGAAACGUAAAAGGAUGAAGAGAAACAGAGAAUCGGCGGCAAGUCAAAGAUCUCUAUUUCCUCUUCGACAAAGCUUCAAAGAUGAAGUCUCAACAAGUCCUGCCUCAUCAAGCCUUACCAUGGCUGUACCUCCCACAACAUCCGCACAUUCGACUCCAAGUAAGAAGGAGAUUUCACCAUAUGAAAAAAUGUUUCCAGCUUUCUUCGUUCAAAAUGGCGUUAGGUUGGCACCGAUUAAUCACUUUGAAAGAGAUGAUGAAGGAUCACAAGCCUUACAAUCUAUAAUUGAUUCAUACAUUUCGGGUAAUCAAAGUCCUGGAAGAAACCGAGAUUUUGAUGCUAUGGAACUAUUUCAUCUCUCAUCGAGCAACUCAAUAAAGCGAGGAAAAUCAAUUGUUGCUGUACGAGAAAUUAUGGCGGAAUUAUCUGGCAAUCCUUCAAAACCUAUCGACCUCACAACUGACUCUCAAAACUCUCAUAUUAAACGCACAACAGCUCAGCUUAAGGAUGUUCCGAUGAAGUUUUUGAAGUUUCAGGAAGAUGUUAGACCUCCAUAUCAAGGUACAUACACACAUACUCCUAUGUACGGAAUAUCAAAAUUAGCACGCAAUCCCAUGAGACGCGAUCUUCCGAAUACAAAUUACGAUUAUGAUAGUGAAGCGGAAUGGAUUGAAGAUGAAGAUGCGGAGGAUUUGAAUAGUGAAGGAGAGGAGGAUGAAGAGGGUCUUGAUGAUGCUGAGGAUAUGGAUGGAUUUCUUGAUGAUGAGAAUGAUGACUUGUUGAAUUCGAGACGUGCACUGGGAGGAAUGCAGGGUGAUUUAGAACCAGUUAGUACAGGGUUGUGUUGGGAGGAUAGGAAGAAGAGGAGUACAAAUGUUAAGAUGAUGCCAUUUAGGAUGGAGUUUAUUAUUGGUAAGUUUGUUGUUUCUUGAAUUCUCACUGUUCUUCUUUUGGAGGUCUAAGGAAAUAAGCUAACAUAGAACUAGACCCGAAAACCAAAUCUAUGGAUCCCUUCUCAACACAAUACUGGGAACCAAUCGCACCAUCCUCCCAAACUGGAACAAUGGAUCCUCCCCGUCUCCCACUAAACUCCAUGAAAUCAACCAACGCUCUUCAAACAUCCCCCUCUGCCUCAACCUCUAAAUCCAGCAACAAAAUCUCAAAUCAUAAAACCGUUCCACUUUCAUUCUUUGGCUCUUCUUCUUCUCCUUCUCCUUCCAUAUCUUCAUCUCUUCCUUUACAUCCAGCCACAGGGGAUAACAAACCUAAGAAAUUCCUACCCGAUUCCGAUCUCCCUGCAUUCAAAGAAGCUAUUCAAGGAAGCGAUUUGAGUAAAGUGGGAUUGGUAGAAGUACUGAAGAAAAAGUUCCCGGGUAGGACUGCAGGCGCGAUUAAGGCGACGUUGGAUUUGGUGGCGAAGAGAGUGGGUGGAAAGGAAUCCGAGAAGAGAUGGGUGUUGGUUUGAGGGUGGGGCUAAGUAAGUAGGGUGUCUUUGCUAGGUGUCUGUAGAUAGAUGUGGCUACUCUGUCUUCAUUACUUACCUUAUCUUAUCGUAAGAAUAGAUAGAUUAUGAGGAAAGGAAAUUUGGAGCUGAGGGUACGGGGUGUUUUGGUGUGGGCUUAAAAUAGAUGGCUAAGUGCUGGCUGGUAUUUGUUAUAUUGUGUUUUGGGACUGAAUGGCUGGCUGGAUGGCUGGAUGGAUUGGUUGGAUUGACUGGUAUGAUGGGGAUAAAUAAAUGAUGUAUGUGAUGGAUGGAUGGAUGGGCUUUAAUAUUAUUAUAUUGGCUUGUUGAUGCUGUAUAUAUAUUUACAUUUAAAUUGCAUUAUAUUAUAUUGUGAGAGAGUUGGAAUUAUAAGCCAGAUACA